Messenger RNA from Pseudophryne corroboree (corroboree frog), 4391 nucleotides. RefSeq names its product ring finger protein 123 (gene RNF123). The coding region runs from base 123 to 4046 and encodes 1307 amino acids. Gene Ontology annotation, cellular component: cytoplasm. Gene Ontology annotation, molecular function: ubiquitin-protein transferase activity; protein binding. The transcript is spliced from 39 exons. Lineage: Eukaryota; Metazoa; Chordata; Amphibia; Anura; Myobatrachidae. The record is from RefSeq and is a predicted model, not a curated record.
AAAAAAAGUAACGGUAAACACAGGAAGAGGGAGACGGCAGGAGGCGGAGUCAGAGUGGAGGGGGAGGAGCUUCAUCUGGAGAGCAGAGCAUAGACUGACCCGGGACAGGUGUCCUCGUGGUCAUGGCGUCCAGAGGAUCCGGCACAUCUUUGAUGAGGAGAAAUUACCGACUGUCCAUUGAGCCAGAGAAGACGAAAGUUACAGGCAUCGUGAAUGACCGACUUCUCAGUCAGUAUCUGCACAGAAUAUUCCCGGGCAGUGACGGAGCGCAGCAUGCCGCUACUUCCCGGAAACCCCUGACUUUCCAGAACCUGGAGGAGCGAUUGGACCGACUGCUGUCAUCAGAGGAGACCAGCGAGGAGGAUCCCGGCACAGAGCAGGCCUCAGAGGGACGUCUAGGACCUUCCACCGUGGUACUGGAUCACACCAGUGGCUUUGAGGGAUUGUUACUGGUGGAUGAUGAUCUCCUGGGGGUCAUCGGGCAUAGUAACUUCAGCUCCAUCAGAGCAACCACCUGUGUGUACAAAGGGAAGUGGCUAUAUGAAGUUCUCAUCUCCUCGCAGGGCCUCAUGCAGAUCGGAUGGUGCACCCUCAGUUGUAGGUUUAACCAGGAGGAGGGCGUCGGAGAUACACCAGACUCAUAUGCGUAUGAUGGGAACAGGGUCCGGAAAUGGAACGUAACCACCACGAACUACGGCAAGUCCUGGGCUGCUGGGGACAUCGUCAGCUGUCUCAUCGACCUGGAUGAAGGCUCCAUCUCAUUUUGCCUAAAUGGGGUGAGCCUGGGCACAGCCUUCAGCGACAUCUCACGAGGGUCUGGGAUGGCAUACUUCCCUGCUAUCAGCCUCUCCUUCAAGGAGUCUGUGGCCUUUAAUUUUGGCUCCCGUCCUCUGCGCUAUCCGGUUGAAGGAUUUCGCCCCUUCCAGGACCCUCCGACAAUGGAUCUGCUGAAAUCCCAGCGUCUGCUGGGUUACCUGAAGAACGUCCUGAGUACUAGCAUAGAUGCACAGGAGGGGAAGCUGGUGGACAGGGAACCGUCCGCGUGGCAGCUGCAGGGAGAACCUACCGUCUUCAUUACAUUGGCACACAUAUUCAACCACUUUGCCCCUCUCAUGUGUAAGGUCUACCUGGUGGAGGAUGUCCUGAUGAACUAUCUCCUGGGAAUUUUGGAAGGAGGGGGUUCGGUGGAGGAGCACCCACUAAUCCAGCACCUCUUGGACCUGAUGUGGCUUCUGAUGGAGGACUAUGAGAUCCACGAGUGUCUGAAGCAGCUGAUGAUGUCUCUGCUCCGAGCUUAUCGCUUCUCUCCCAUAGUCCCUGACUUGGGGCUACAGAUUCACUACCUGCGUCUGACCAUCGCCAUUCUGCGGCAUGAGAAGUCCCGCAAGUAUCUCCUCAGCAACGUGUUGUUUGAUGUUCUACGUUCAGUUGUGUUUUUCUUUAUAAAGAGCCCAUUGCGGGUGGAGGAAGCUGGGCUACAGGAGCUAAUCCCAACCACUUGGUGGCCAAAUCGCUUCAAUAAAGAGGGAAAGGAAAUCAAGGAUCCAACGGAGGAGAGUGGGGAGGAGCGGAUUAGGCGGAGGGCCUACGAGAGGGGGUGCAUGAGGCUGAAGAAACGGAUUGAAGUGGUGGAAGAGCUGCAGGUUCAGAUCCUGAGGCUGCUGCUGAAUAACAAGGAUAAAGGCGGGGGUGAAGCCUCUCGUUAUAUCUUCCUCAACAAGUUCCGAAAGUUCCUUCAGGAAAACGCCAGCAACAGAGGGAACCCCACAGUUCUGUGCCCCCCUGAGUACAUGGUCUGUUUCCUGCACCGGCUGACCACUGCCCUCCGCUCCUGCUGGGAUGAAUAUCAGAUCCGGAAUCCCGCUGCCCGCUGUAGUGACGAGGCUUAUGUCCCCCCUCAGCUCUUCUACAACGGGAAGGUGGACUACUUUGACCUGCAGAGGUUAGGAGGCCUCCUCUCCCACCUGAGAAAGACUCUGAAAGAUGACCUAGCAUCCAAGGCCAAUAUAAUCAUUGACCCGUCAGAGCUGCAGACCGUGACCAUGGAUGACCUGGAGGAGGAGGAUGAGUCUGCGAGUACCACAGCCCAGAGGUCCUCUGCCGCUCUGGCUAUUGGGGGGGCACUUGCCCGGCCCAGCUGGCUGAGUUCCCCUACCCUGGGCAGAGCCAAUCGUUUUCUCAGCACCGCAGCCGUGAGCCUUAUGAACCCGCGCCGGCCCCUGGGGGCCCUGGAGAAGGUGAAAGUGCGGAGUCUCUGCGUAGAGCAGCGUACAGAAGAUGACAUUGAGGGCCACCAUGGGAAUGAGGGACUGCUGCUAGGAAGACCACCGGAAGAAGCUGACCUUCCAAUCACCGAGAACUCCCUCCUGGAGAUCCUGGAUGGAGCAGUGAUGAUGUAUAAUCUGAGUGUCCACCAGCAGCUGGGAAAGAUGGUUGGCGUAUCCGAUGAUGUGAAUGAGUAUGCCUUGGCUCUGAAAGAUACAGAGGAAAAAAUUAAACGCUGCCCGAAGAGGCGGUCGGAUGUUCUGGAAGAGUUGGUGAAGAGUCAGCAGGUUUUCUCUGAGAAACUCAACCACCUGAGCCGGCGGCUGGCCUGGAUCAAUGUCACCAUCUACUCCAAGGAGAAGAUGCAGGACAUAUACUGGCUUCUGCAGGUGUGUCUGCGCAGUAUAGAGCACGCUGAUUGCACCGGAUCCCUCUUCGCCUUUAUGCCGGAAUUCUACCUGAAUGUGGCCAUGAACAGCUACAAUUCCCUAAAGAAUUACUUCAGCUCCGUGAGCAGCAUGGAAGAGCUUCCCGGUUACGAGGAAACGCUGACGCGCCUGGCUGCCAUUCUGGCUAAACACUUUGCUGAUCCACGCAUCGUAGGGACGGACAUUAAGGACUCCCUGAUGCAAGCUCUGGCCAGCUACGUCUGUUACCCUCAUUCCCUGCGGGCGGUGGAGAGGAUCCCGGAAGAGCAGCAGAUAAGUAUGAUGAAGAAUCUUCUUGCACCCUAUGAACAAAGGCCGUGGGCUCAAACUAACUGGAUCCUCGUGAGGCUGUGGAGAGGCUGUGGAUUUGGCUAUCGAUACACAAGACUUCCGCACCUGCUGAAAACCAAACCAGAAGAUGCCAAUUUGCCGAGUCUGCAGAAGCCUUGUCCGUCCACGUUGCUGCAGAACACCAUGGCAGAGCUGCUUCGGGGGGACCCUGAACUGGCUUCCAGCUUUCUGAACAGUGUCCUAAACCAACUGAACUGGGCCUUCUCUGAAUUUAUAGGCAUGAUUCAGGAGAUCCAGCAGGCCGCUGAGCGUCUAGAGCGGAACUUUGUAGACAGCCGCCAGCUGAAAGUCUGUGCCACCUGCUUUGACCUAUCUGUCAGCCUUUUGCGGGUCCUGGAGAUGACGGUCACCCUGAUACCUGAUAUUUUCCUCGAUUGGAGCCGAUCCGCCUCAGAACUGCUGCUGCGCCGCUUGGCUCAGCUGCUGAAUCAGGUGUUGAACCGGGUGACGGCUGAGAGAAACCUAUUUGACAGAGUGGUCAAUCUGCGGCUACCGGGCCUGGAGAGCGUCGACCAUUACCCCAUCCUGGUGGCUGUGACUGGUAUUCUGGUGCGGCUGCUGGUUGAUAGCGAACCCCAAGGGGUCCAGCAAGCCACCAGUGUACUAUUGGCAGACCCCUGCUUCCAGUUACGCUCUAUCCAGUACCUACUGGGGCAGAUUGAACCAAACGCCCUGGGGACAGGGCCGCCCCCUGCUGACAAGAAGCAUUUCUCCAUGCAGGCCUAUACAGACUACAUCAGUGCAGAGGAGCUCAGUAAGGUGAGCCGGAUGCUGGCACACCUGAGCGAAGAGUCUAAGCAGGCGGCCGCUACCAGUCAGCCCACCAGUGAGGAAGACCUGUGUCCCAUCUGUUAUGCUCACCCCAUAUCUGCCGUAUUCAAACCCUGCUCCCACAAGUCCUGCAAAGCAUGCAUCAACCAGCAUCUUAUGAACAACAAGGACUGCUUCUUCUGCAAGGCCACCAUCACGGGUGUGGAGGACUAUGAGAAGCCGGUAGCCUAGCACCCAGACCCCUCUCCCCUUACACAGAGUGCUUUAUUGCGUUUACAUGUAAUUUAAUGUCCUGGUUUUCUGCCGCCCUCUCUGUGACUGAUCGCUGUGUGUGAGGAGUGCGGAGUGUGUUGUGUGUAAGUAUUAUCCUCACACUGCCCACAUUACACAACUGUCCAGUGUCCUGCAGCCAUCAUCAGCCCGUGCCCACACAGUGCCAGUGGGCAGUGCCAUCACUGGAGGAUGCUGGGAGAAGUGGCGCUGUGGCACCGUUUACAGUAAAGAUACUUUUUAUCAUGUAUAUCUGUGUCCUAUGAGAGAUCACAGAAACGAGUAUUAAAUUAUUUAACCAUCCAA